AUGUGUAACAAUCUAGAAAAUGCCUAUUGGUUUUACGAAACAGGCGUAUCAAAUAUACAGUUUCCACGAUGCUACAAUAUGUAUCAAGAACUCGUAACAUCUGUGCGCAAUGUAUUGAAAACAGUGAUUAAAUAUCGACCGCAAAAUAGAAUCGACGGUAUACGCAAUAUUUGGAUUUUAAAACCGGGCGACGAUAGUUUAGGACGCGGAAUUGUUUUGAAGAGUUCUAUGGUCGAUAUCCUCGCCAAAGUAACUCAGGCAGCAAAAGAAAAUACCGAAUAUGUUGUACAGAAAUAUAUAGAGCGACCAUUGUUAGUCCAUAAAACAAAAGUAGAUAUUAGGCAAUGGUUCCUGAUAACCAGUACACAACCUCUUGUCGUGUGGAUCUUCAAGGAUAUAUUAAUACGAUUCGCGUCGAGAGAUUUCACUCUUAGCGAUUUUCACGAAUCCAUUCACUUGUGUAAUACAACCGUGCAGCUAAAAUAUCGAAAGUUACCGAGAUGCAAUUCCGAUUUACCCGAAGAACUUCAUUGGAAUCUUCAGGAUUUCAAAAAUUAUCUCCAGUAUUUUUAUUCUACAAACUUUCCUGUAAAUCGGGCACUUCUGGCAUCUCAAGAUAACAUGGUAAAUCGUAAAAAUAGCUUUCAAUUGUACGGAGCUGAUUUCGUAGUGGCGGAUGAUUUUUCGGUAUGGCUAUUAGAAAUAAAUACAAAUCCACGAUUGCAUCCGCCAAGCAGCGAAGUCACUGCAAAACUCUACCCGGAAGUCAUAGAAGACGCGAUGAAAGUGGUCUUAGAUCUUCGUAAAAAUAAAAAAGCAUCUUGCGGAAGAUUCGAAUGUAUUUACAAGCAACGUAAUCCAUUUUAUGGCGUCAAUGUCUUGGGGCAAGGUACAAGUCUUGGCAUUCGUGGUAAAGGUUUAUUUGUGACGCCAAAAUUGCCGCGAGAUCUCUGACUCUAACACAAUUGUAACAUUUGCCGAAAUACACUUCUCCGAAAACCUAUUUCGCA
Messenger RNA from Cataglyphis hispanica, 1010 nucleotides. Its product is annotated as tubulin glycylase 3A-like. The coding region runs from base 1 to 954 and encodes 317 amino acids. The transcript is spliced from 6 exons. Gene Ontology annotation, cellular component: cilium. The record is from RefSeq and is a predicted model, not a curated record. Gene Ontology annotation, molecular function: protein-glycine ligase activity, initiating. NCBI's taxonomy places the organism in Eukaryota, Metazoa, Arthropoda, Insecta, Hymenoptera, Formicidae. Gene Ontology annotation, biological process: cilium assembly; cilium movement; protein polyglycylation.